Molecule: messenger RNA, 1733 nt
Organism: Lacerta agilis (Sand lizard)
Lineage: Eukaryota; Metazoa; Chordata; Lepidosauria; Squamata; Lacertidae
Product: cytochrome b-c1 complex subunit 6, mitochondrial
Exons: 3
Coding region: 145-408 (87 amino acids)
Biological process (GO): mitochondrial electron transport, ubiquinol to cytochrome c
Source: RefSeq, a predicted model, not a curated record
UACGUCGAGAAAGGGAGCCAUAUGAAGAAGGUCGUCGCCGUCGGAAAGCGCGCUGUGAGUGGGCGGGAUUUCCGCCGAGGUUUUGGGUGACCCUUCGGCGUCCUUCUGGGGAAGCGGAGCGAGGCUUGAGGGAGAUUUGCGGCGAUGGGGUGGCAGGAUGAGAAAGCGCUGGAGGGCCGGAGCGGGGACCCCGAGGAGGAGGAGGAAGAAGAGCUUGUGGAUCCUUUAACUACUGUCAGGGAGCAUUGUGAACAGAUUGAGAAAUGUGUGAAAGCUCGGGAACGUUUAGAGGAGUGUAAUGCUCGAGUGUCAUCCAAGUCCCAUACAGAGGAGAAGUGUACAGAAGAACUCUUUGACUUCUUACAUGCUAGAGACCAUUGUGUAAGUUUGUCUCAGAAUAAUUUCUAAGUGUGAACAGUAUUUUGUCGCCAAAUACUUUAUUUAUCCAGUAUUGAGCCUCAGACACUUUACUGAAUGUCAAUAUAGACUGAAUGACUGAAUUGAAGUACUAUUUUGACAUUUAUCUUGUGGGUGUGGAAUUACACUGUCAGCUUCAUAAGAGAACGUAUAUUCUCGAAUUUGUCCUUUAUUAGUUUUUUAGAAGUGUUACUAUUAAUGAUUUCAUUUCUACACAGCAUUAUAUUUUAAAGGGAAAAUCUCAAAAGCGGUUUACACCACAUUAAAAGAUCAAAUAAAACAAUCCAGAAUAAAACAUUACUGAAGAAGGUAAAAUAUAAGGUAUACAUUCAAAGCAACAUUGCUAAGAGGAAACUAAGUUAUUCUCUUUUUAAUAUUCUUUAUUAAAAAUACAAAGAAUUAUAAGACAAAAGAAGAAAAACUAGAAAAAGGAAACUUAUAAACUUACAAGAUUGUUAUAACAAUAUCCUAAAAUAGUAUUGUAGAUUUCAAAAUAAAACAUUACAAAGGAGUGUUGUGUAAUAACGAUGCAGAGGUUUGUGAAAGAUUGGCUUGUUGCUUCUAAAGUACAUUUUCCUGUAACCAGCUUUCUAGGUUGUAAGUAGGCAAGAAUAUAUUGUGCAAGAAUGCAGUUGGCUCCCAGAGGGAGCAAAACAGUAGCCCUCCUCAGGUGUUAUAUUGAAUAAAACAUGUGCUAGCUUUGCCCUCCAUACCAUUUGAUUGCUUGCGGGAGUUGAAAGAUGAAUUCCUGAAGUGUGGAGCCUUCUGCACUGUGUGCAUUGUAGAACACUGGUUUUCCAUGGUUCUGAAAUGUGUGUGGAGUCUCGACAAGUACAGGAGGCUCCCCGUUUCAAAAGUUCACCCUCUCCAAAUUGGUGGGAGAUGGGAAGAGUUAAGGGACAGAGCUAGUACACUCACCCCAGCUUUCCCCAUCACAUAUUUAUCUUGGGUAUAAUGCCUAAAGAAGGCUAUUAGGACUAAUGUAUGUGUUGCUAAAGAAGCUCCUGUUAUAUAAUUUGUUCAUCUUUUGGUUUUCCAGGUGGCUCAUAAGCUCUUCAGCAAAUUGAAAUAAAUGUUAAUAUAAGCCUGUGUCCUCCUCAUGCAUAGCUGAUGAAAACCUGAGUCUGUUCAGUUUGAGUAAACAUGCAGCUCUGGACGUGUGAUAUGAAAGUGAAUGCAACUAGCUCUAUGGUAAUUCUGGGAGAAUUUAAGAGUUGUCAUCAGGAUACAUCUGUUAUGUAGAAGAUUUGCGGCUGCUUAACAAAGUGUUUCUGUAGACUUCUGAUAUUAAAGAUAUUUCCUGUCAAAUGUGAAAA